Ascochyta rabiei is the source of this 1062-nucleotide messenger RNA. RefSeq lists its product as uncharacterized. The record is from RefSeq and is a predicted model, not a curated record. Lineage: Eukaryota; Fungi; Ascomycota; Dothideomycetes; Pleosporales; Didymellaceae. Gene Ontology annotation, molecular function: protein binding. The transcript has 3 exons. Bases 1 to 1062 code for a protein of 353 amino acids.
AUGGACUUUCUCAAGAAAAAGAUGAAGGAGUUACUUGACGACGACGACAAGCCCAAGGACAAGCCCACUGAUUCCACUGCCUCAAGCUCGCAGCCUUCCCACGGUGACUCUCACGGAACACCUGACGGUGCUGCUCCUCCUGGUGACCGUAGUCUCUCCGAUGGUUACUAUGGCGGCGGCGGUCAGGGUGGUCCUCCCCAACAGCAGGGAUAUGGUCAGCCACCUCAGCAACAGUACGGCCAACCGCCACAGCAGGGGUAUGGUCAGCCACCUCAGCAACAGUACGGCCAACCGCCACAGCAGCAGUAUGGCGCGCCUCAAGAUUAUGGCCAGCCCCAGGGCUACCCUCCUCAGUACAAUCACGGCCCUCCCACAACUCAGGGUCCUCCAGCUCCGUACGGUGCUCCGCCUCCAAUGCCACCAGGCUGGACCCAGCAGUGGGACCAGAACAGCCAGCGUUGGUUCUACAUUGAACAGGCCACAGGUCGCACCCAGUGGGACCCUCCCUCCAACCUGCCCCCUGGUCCAUACGCUCCCCCAGGUCCAAACGCACCCUACGCUGCCGGGGCUGGCCACGACGAGCGUGGCCUCUUCGGCAACACUCACGGACACAGUGGUCAUGACUACAACACGGCGCCAGGCGCUCCCGCUGAUCCCUACAAGGCAGAGAAGGAGAAGAAAGACAAGGGUCACUCGACCGCCAUGCUUGCAGCUGCGGGCAUCGGCGGUGUCGCUGCGGGCGCUUGGAUUGGCCACGAGCUGACAGAGGACUCGGACGACGAGAAGAAGCAGAGCUACGCUGCUCCCGCUGCUCCCGCUGCGGCUGCUGCACCUGCGGCUGCUGCCCCAGCCGCAUAUGCCGCCCCUCCUCCUGCUGACCCCUACGCUAACGACCCGUACGGUGACCAAGCUUUCCAGGAGCCUCCACCGGUCCCUACUCACGACGAAGAUGGCAGCUCCAUCUCAAGUAGUGACCGCGAGUCGCUUGAGGAGAAGCGCGAGGAGCUCAUCGAGGCGCAAGAAGAGUAUCAGGAGGAGCUCGAAGAAGCGUACGACGACUGA